Pundamilia nyererei is the source of this 4839-nucleotide messenger RNA. RefSeq names its product kinase suppressor of Ras 1-like. Gene Ontology annotation, biological process: Ras protein signal transduction; protein phosphorylation. NCBI's taxonomy places the organism in Eukaryota, Metazoa, Chordata, Actinopteri, Cichliformes, Cichlidae. Gene Ontology annotation, cellular component: cytoplasm. The record is from RefSeq and is a predicted model, not a curated record. Bases 114 to 2930 code for a protein of 938 amino acids. The transcript is spliced from 21 exons. Gene Ontology annotation, molecular function: ATP binding; protein kinase activity.
CGUUCACUUCAAAGUGCCGGCUCUAGAGCUAUUUUGUUCCUGACCGACACGACACAUCGCUUGUGUGAGCUUAUGGUCGCUGUUUAUGACACAAGUCGCGCCAAUGUGGUGGAAUGGACGGAGCUGUGGACAGAGGAGACAGGUCGGCCCUCAGCAGCACGUCGAAACCAACAGGAGCCCAGGAAGCUCUGCACCAGUGCCGACUCAUCCAGAAUCUGGUGGACAUCUCGAUUAGCAGCCUCCUGUCUCUUAGGACAAGAUGCGCCGCAUCCAACGACUUCACCCGGCGGGAGAUCCGUACUUUAGAGGUGAAGCUGACCAAGUACAUGUGGACACAGCUACAGCUGAGGCAGAGGAUACCAGAAGGAGAAAGACCUGAAGCUCUCGCUCAAUACCCAAGACUGGAGGACUGGCUCCUCACAGCUGACCUCACGCCACAGUUCAUACAGGCUGCAGCAGGGAAGCUCUCGGUGGACAGCUUGCUGCAGAUGUCCAGCUCUGAGCUGCAGGACAUGAUGAGACGCCUAAGCUCCAACUCAGAGGAUCGCUCUCGCCUCACUACUGCUCUCUCCUGUCUAAAGAGUGUUAAUGAAACAGGAGGUGAUCUGAGGCAUAACUCAGGCUCCUGCAGUUCUGAGUCACAACAGGACAGCAGUCCCUUUUCUCCUAUUAGACCCUCUUUAAGCUCUGGUAGCCCUUUUACCUCAUUAAAACCCAACAGCAAUCAUGGCCGCUCCAUCUCUAUAUCAGUGGUACCCUGUUCAGAUGACCAGAGACCAACUGUACCAGCUGAGAACAUGAGUGAUCCGUUCUCUUUGGAAUCAAGCACCCCUUCGCUAACACAGGUCUCAAAGACCCACACGUUCAAGUCCUCCCACACACCACCACCACCCUCUCGCAAACUGUUGCAACUGCUUCCCAAUAUUGCACUGACAAAAAACAAGAGUCAUGACUCACAGCCGACCAACCGCAACGAGGAUCCUGGGACACGCAAGGCCUGUAAGAAGAAGAAAGUGUUGGCUGCUAUUCAGAUCAACGGCUCUGGGAUCAGUUCUGAAGAUUCAGGUCUAAGAUCACCUCUGCUGUCUGCCCAAACACCUGGCCCUGUCCCAGCCUCAGCUCCAUACAUGAUGCCCGUCGCCCCCAUCUUACUGGACAAUCUAGCCAUGCAGAGAAGUUCCCCCCAUACAAUAAGAAGAGACAUUGGCCUGGCUGUAACCCACAGGUUUUCGACUAAGUCCUGGCUCUCCCAAACAUGUCAAGUUUGUUCUAAGAGCAUGAUGUUUGGUGUCAAGUGUAAACACUGCAAGUUAAAGUGCCAUAACAAGUGUACCAAAGAUGCACCUUCAUGUCGGAUAUCAUUUGCUACAUUGCCAAGGAUGCGUAGGGCAGAAUCGGUACCAUCAGACAUCAACAAUCGGAUUGAUCACACAGCCGAAGUCUCAGUGCAGUUUGGCACCUUACCAAAGGCACUAACCAAAAGGGACCCUGUCCCCAGUAUUAACCAGCUGGAAUCCAGCAGUAACCCGUCAUCAGCCACCUCUUCCACACCUUCCUCUCCAGCACAUUUCCAGCAGAGUAACCCUUCAAGCGUAAGUGCCACCCCCCCACCUAACCCAUCACCACAGAGCUCCUGGGACAACCGCUUCAACUUCCCAGAUGUUCCUGCCUCCACAUGCAGCAUUCAGCAUUCUGGCAGUCACAAUGAGUCUGGGAUGGUGAUUACUGAGACACAAAUAACAGCCACAGAACAGGGAUUGGAAGAGGAAGGAGAGGAAGGAGAGGAAGAUUACACAGCUAUGGAUAAAGAAGAAGCUGACCAGACUGACACAAAAAAGAGUUAUUCCAAGGAAGAGUAUGAUGAAGAUGGUCUGGAUGAUCUACCCUCUUCUAUAUGCCGCCGUCAGGCUGUUGGCCGUUCUGGGGUCCCCAUCUCUCGUAAGGUCAGCCAGACCAGUGUCUACCUCCAGGAGUGGGACAUCCCGUAUGAGCAACUACAGCUGGGAGAGCUUAUUGGAAAGGGUCGCUGGGGUAAGGUGCAUAAAGGUCGCUGGCAUGGUGAGGUGGCCAUUCGCCUUCUAGAGAUUGAUGGCAACAAUCAGGAUCAUCUGAAAGUCUUCAAAAAAGAGGUUAUGAACUACAGGCAGACCAGGCACGAGAACGUCAUCCUGUUCAUGGGUGCAUGCAUGGCUCCUCCUCAUCUUGCUAUUAUCACCAGUUUCUGUAAGGGUCUGACUCUGUAUUCUGUUGUAAGAGAAAGAGGUCACCUGCUGGACAUAAAUAAAACCAGACAGAUUGCACAGGAAAUCGUUAAGGGAAUGGGUUAUCUUCAUGCUAAAGGCAUCAUUCACAAAGAUCUGAAGUCCAAGAAUGUGUUCUAUGACACAAACAAGGUGGUGAUUACAGACUUUGGCCUGUUUGGAAUGUCUGGUGUGGUACAAGAAGGCAGAAGAAAGAAUGUGCUGCGGAUACCACAGGGCUGGAUCUGCUACCUGGCUCCAGAAAUUGUUCGAAAAUUGAGCCCAGAGGUUGAUGAGGACCAGCUGCCUUUCUCCAAAGCUGCUGAUAUUUAUGCUUUUGGCACAAUCUGGUAUGAGCUGCAGAUGCGAGACUGGCCAAUUACCAACCAGCCUGUGGAAACUAUAAUCUGGCUAGUGGGUCGUAAUGAAGGCAUUAAGAAUGUGCUGUUAGAGUCCAAUCUGGGCAAGGAGGUCACGGAGAUCCUGUCUGCCUGCUGGUCCCUUACGGCAGAUGACAGGCCACCUUUCACCCAGCUAGCAGGCAUGCUGGACAGACUCCCUAAACUCAACCGCAGGCUUUCUCACCCUGGACACUGGAAAACAACAGAGACACUGGAAAAUCAUGAAUGCCUGAGACAUCACUGCCAUCAGCAUAUCACUAAGUCAGGCAGUGAGAGCUUGUUAAAUUGACUGAAAAUAUGAUAUGAAAGAUGCAGCUCUGACAGAUUUCCUAUAAGAUCGGAUAUUAUGCAUGCACCAGCCAAAAUUUGUAUUCUAGAUGAAAACCAGCAGAUGAAACCUUUUAAGUUCUGUCAGGGAUGUCACUUCUGCUCACGAGUUGAAUGAGAUGAAUGAAGAUUAUAGAUUAUAAGUAAAUGAGGAAGUAAUUUCGGACACCACUGAAAACAGUGACAUCAUAAUACCUGGGUCUAAAAGUGCUUUGCUUUCAUCUUUAUCUCUUUUCCCUUGAUUAACCUGUGUGCCUACUUCCCCCCACAUUUCUAACUCCCAACCUUCAGUGAAUGUAAUUCUUCUUAUAUAUGUUUAAAUGUGAGUGUAGGCAUAGUCUCAUGGCUGUUUGAGUUAUCUGCAUAGUUAACUAAGAGCUGCUGGUUUCAGCUCUUAGUUAAUUUAAAAUACAUUUUACUUCAAGGGUUCCACCAGAGUUUACUUUCAAAGGGUCAGUUCACAAUAUACACCCAGUAAUUUUUUAAGUUACUUAAUAGAAAAAGUGUUGUGCUUAUAAAUAUACAUUGAUUAUUAUGUAAUUAUGAUGCAGUCUCAUAAACUUAGAAUUAGUCCAAUAAAAUACAUCAGUGCAGAUUUCUUCUAAUCUUCUUCUAAUCUUGAGUUGUUGAUUUAGUUUUUUCCAGAGUUUAUUGUCCUACAGCAGCCACCAUAGCUACCAUUAGGUACUUGAAUUGGAAGAGAAGAAAACAAAAUUCAGUUGGCUGCAAUCUAGUGACAUCUAGUGGAGAGAAACCGACAGCUCUUUGCAGAAAUUGCUUUUUGGUUUGUUUGUUUUUUGUUGUUGUUGUUGUUGGUUUGUUUUUACAAAUUUUCUACACACUGAAGAAUAUGAAUAUAGAAAUAAUUUUAGCAUUAACAGUCUGACUCAAACAGUCUCUCAGUCUGCCACUGUUCUAAUGUGGAAUUUCUGCCUCUUUGAUUCAUAAUAUAUCUCCAAAACUGAAAGUGUUUGCCCAGACUGAGUUCACUGUAGUGCAAAAGGCACCAUGGAAAUCAUUUACCUCUCUACCGAAGUAAUAAAUAUCACAGACAGAUAUGAGUUACUAUUUAUGUUCCACUUUGGCACAAUGAAAGAUAAAGAUGAUUGAACUGACCCUUGGAAAAGCGAUUCCCUCAAAAUAACAACUUUGCUUUUUUUACUUCUGUUGCAAUUUUAUAAGAUUCCCUGAAGCUAUGAAAUAGCUAAGUAGUUAUGAAUAGAUGACAAAUGUUGUGGUAUCGAAACCACGAUAGAAAGACACUGCAGUGCUCCAACAACACUUGACAGAAUGCAGCUGUCGCACACUGCCACCUGAUUAGUCAUCAUUAAUUUAUCAGAGGGCAAACCACUGAGUGAUACCACCCACAGUGGGAUAUAAGAAGAGAUAAAAGUUAUCGGUCUACUUUAACUUCUUAUAGGACAACAGUAAGCGGAAGCACAGUAAUAGAAAGAAUGUUUUCAUUAUAAUAUAAGGAAGAUUGUGACAAGAAGCAGUGCACCCUUGCGCAAUUUGCAUUAGUGAGCAAGACAUGGCUGUUGUGUUUGUGAGUUUUCUUUCCUCAGGCUGUACAUUCACCAAAAGUGUUUGUAUGUAAUGGUUUCACCAGUAGGGCAAAGCCCAAUUUAUGAUGAGAAAAUUGAACUAAUGCAUAUAUGUAAAUACAAUAUUUUACUGCACGUUGUAUUUUAUACAUGUUUGUGCAAGGGUUGAGUUUUAAAAUGUUUUUGUUGGUACUAUAUUUAUGUAUGAGACUGUUGUUGGUGGAUUGUUUUCCUUUUCUUGUUUCCAUUUUUCUGUUUUUUGUUGAUACUUUCAAGGCUUUUUGUCUGAACAAUUUAAGACAUUAAACUUGAUAUUUUGAUAAGUGA